Messenger RNA from Prorocentrum cordatum, 1326 nucleotides. The record is from the annotation of a GenBank genome assembly. NCBI's taxonomy places the organism in Eukaryota, Dinophyceae, Prorocentrales, Prorocentraceae.
AUGCACGAGCUGGAGGCCUGCGCAGAGGUGGACCCCCUCCUGUGGCGAGGGGUGGAUGCGGCGGUCCUCGCUGUGAAGCGUGACUGCGGCACGCGGGAGGCCAACGCCAUCCUCGACGAGGCCAAGGCAGCGUCCGAGGUGGUGGCAGAGGCCAACGCCAUCUUGCGGCUGGUGCCGAAAGAGUGGGCCGGCGGUGUCUCCAGCUACGAGCUGGCGGUGCUUCUCGGGGCUGGCGGCCUCCCCGAGGUCUGCGUCGCGGCCAGGCGCGGAGGAGGGGGGCGGGGCGCAAGCGCCGGCAUCUGGGAGGUGGAGCGUUUCAAGAGCGACCGCCUGGACCACAUGCGAGAGGCCGCGGACCUCAUCGCGUCUGGGGCGAAGCAGGGGCCCGUGCGAAGCGGCGGCGGCAAGGGCGUCGCAGCCGGCGGAGGCGACUGGGAGGCACACGCGUGGUCCGAAGUCCCCCUGGACGAUUUCCGCACCAUCGCGAGGCGCUUACAAGAGCAGCGCGAGAGGUGCGACGAGCAGGAGCGCGCGAGGGGUGGCACCAUGUGGGACUCCUUCUUCAGCUGGGGCCUCAAGGACUCGCGCGGGGCAGAUUCCGCCCCCUGGCUGGGAGGGCACCUCUGGGGCGGCGCAAGCUUCUGGGAUCUGCUCGCCGAGCCCCACAGGCUGCUGGCAGGGAGCCCACCACGGGGCGCAGCGGCGGUCCUGGACCAGCCUGCGCCGCUGCCAGCAGCCGCACCGCCAGCAGAGAGCUCAGCGCAGAGAGCCUCCUCGCGGAGGCCGGCACCUGCGCGGCCUGCGCCGGAGCCGCAGGAGGCGGAGCGCCAGGGCAGGGCAGGCGGCGGGGUCGCCGCAGGGCCCUGCGCAGAGCCGCGCAGCCCCAGCCACCACUCCGGCGCGCCACCCUGGGCACCACGCCCGGCUGCGGCGGGAGCCCGGGUGCGCGCUGGCCCGCCUCCGAGGAGGAGCUCAUCACAUCGGCUCGGACAUCGCCGUCGCUGGCGACCCGGGACGGGCAGCUGGCGACGGCUCUGCAAGCAGCCGGCGCUUCACCGUCGGCGCCGCGGCCGGCGCGUCCUCGUCGGCGUCCUCCCCGUCCCGAAGGGCGCGCACGUACGGCGAGGUGGCGGAGAUCCGCGUAGAGGAGCUCUUCAAGGGCCGCCUCGGCGUCCGGCUCAGGAUGGAGGGCCUGGUCGUGUCUGGCUUCGACGUCCCCGAGGCGAAGGAGAUCGGAUGGCGGGUGGGCGACGAGGUGAUCGCGGUGAACGGAAACAGGGUCAACAGCAAGGAAGACUUCCGCUCGGAGCUCGUGGAGGCGCGUAA